ACAGAGAGUGAGUGUGCCAAGAGGGGAGUGUUCCGAGGGGGAGAGAGAAGAGAACGAAGCACUGCGAGGCAGGCAGUGGACUGCCUGUGAGCGGUUACUACUGCGACAUAGUGUCAUUUGCCAAUUUCGCGAAAAUCAGAAUCCCUCGAAGCACAAACUGGCGUGCCAUUCGAGGAGUGGCUGCUGUGGACGAUAUAGCACGCGGGCGAAAAGGAAGUCAUCGGUUUAGCAUGAAAAAGACGCAAUAAACUUGCUCGUAUUAGUCUGCAGCAGCCAGAGCGCAUCGAAGGUCAACAAAGAAGCAAGCGACUCGAAGUGACAGACACGGUAAAAGAGAGAAAGAGCUGCUUCGAUUGUUCAUGAGAAACUGCGUGAUUGAGGCGAGUGCUCGGCCUCUGUCAGUGGGCAAUGUCAGCAGACUCUGGGAGGCGCGGCCUCGAGGCCCACGUCAAUAGGCCUGUCCAGGUCGUCUGUCCACAACCAGUCAGUGACAAGUCCAUCAUCGACAGCGUCGCUGGCAUUAUCAAUGACAUUGUCCCCCAGGUCAGUGUACUUGGGUUUCGUGCGUACACGAGCAGCGGGCCUAAUUCUGAUAAUCGGGAGACGAUAGCUUGGGCGAAAUUCGAGUGGGCGGACAUCAACGAUCCAGCCUUUUUCCCCGAGGCGUACAAUGAGGGUUCGAGCAUCCCUCCGCUGCUGCUCGUGCUGGGCUACAGCAGCGGUGUGCAGUUGUGGCUGGUAUCUGCCUCGGGCGAGGCUACCGAAGUCCUCUCGUGGCACACGGGACCGGUGCGCAGCCUGCGCCUGCUGCCCAGUCCGCGCUGCACCGCUUGCCCACAGCAACAGCGCUCGCGCAUUCAGGAGGACCUGUACCAAGCCAAACGGCCCCUGGUGGCGCUCUGCGAUGCGAGUGGGUCGCAGCCCCACUACCACUCGGUGUCAUUCAUGUCGCUGCGCACCGGCGAAACGGUCAAGAGCAUUCGCUUCAAGAGCGCGGUGAACGAGGUGCUGGCCAACAAGCGCUCGAUCCUCGUCACCUUCCCCGAGCGUAUUGCCGUCUUCGACGCGCGCACCUUCGAGGACGUGCUGAGCGUGACCACCUGCUACCACAGUCCCGGCAGCAGCCUCAAUCCUGUGGCGCUGGGCAGUCGCUGGAUGGCCUACUGCGAGCGCCGUCUGCUGCCCGGUAAGCGCAGCAGUGGCGGCUGCGAGACCGAGGGCGUCUCCAGCUACACGGCCACUGUGCUCUACGCCGCCAAGUCUCUGGGCAAGGGUCUGCGUGGCCUCGGCGAGACGGUCGCCUCUAGCCUCACCGGCGGUGGCGUCAGCGGCACCGCCAACCACGCCGGCCCCCACGGCGCCAACGCGACCGGUCUGCCGACUGACACAGCCACCAACUCGAAUAACUGCAACGCCAAUGAGGCACCGCAGCCGGGCGUCGUGAGCGUGCUGGAUCUCCAGGCGGACGGGCCAGAGGCCAGAGCGAGCCAGCUAGUGGCGCACUUCGCCGCGCACAGCGAGGCCGUAGUGGCCAUGUGCUUCGACCAGACGGGCGCGCUACUGAUGACGGCCGACCGCCGGGGCCACGACUUCCACGUGUUUCGCCUGCAGCCGCACCCCGGCGGCUCUAGCCUGGCCGCGGUGCACCAUCUGUAUGUGUUGCACCGCGGCGACACCUCGGCCAAGGUGCAGGACAUGGCUUUCAGCGGGGACGCGCGCUGGGCUGUGGUCUCGACGAGCCGCGGCACCAGUCACGUGUUCCCCGUGGCGCCGUACGGCGGGCCGCUCGGCAUGCGCACGCACUCCUCGCCCCACGUGGUCAACCGGCUGUCGCGCUUCCACAAGAGCGCCGGCCUUGGCGACGAGUGCGUGGCGCGCUCGCACUCGCCCGUCACCCAUACCCACGACGGCGCGCAUCUCGGCUCAUCCGCCGGCUCGACCUGCCCGCCCGCCACCUCUAUCGGCCAGGCGCUUUAUCCUUACGGUAACCCCCGACUGCCGCCGUACCCACAUCCCACGGUCGUGCAUCCAUUAGCACAGCUGCGCCAACCGGCCAGCCUGAGCCACGCAGCCAGCCAGGCGCAGACGAGGCAGCAGCCCCGUCAGUGCCACGCUUCCGAAGACUCUGGUUUUGGCCAAGUUAAGCUCUGCGCCUGCUUCGCACCACCACGCGCCUGGCUCUGCUCGCAGCGGGAGCCUACCGUUAACAAGUUCGCCAAGCGCGCCGUUGACUCGCUUUUCAUCAUGACUUGCCAUGGCAACCUCAUCCAGUACGACCUCGAGCCUAAGGCCUCCUCAGUGGUGCCCAGGGAGAAGGUCUGCGACGACACGCCGAUCGAGCUGGACGUGGAGGCUAAGGGCCAGUGGCCGCUGAUUCGCACAACCACCUCGUCCGACAUCAAUUUACCACUAAGUCCGGAUAGUCCUCUGCUCGAGGCACCUCUCACGAGAAACCUCGACGAUGAAAACAGCAACGAGAGUCGCUGGCUUAGUCAGGUGGAAAUUUUCACUCACGCUGGCCCGCAUCGUAGACUCUGGAUGGGCCCGCAAUUCGUUUUCAAAACUUACAACGCGCCUAGCGGGAUACCAGUCAACCUUGUAGAAGCUGAAACUGUGGAAGUUGGCACCACUACUGGUUCUCGACCAGCUAGAUCAAAUCCCGUGAAUAUGCCUCACACGACUAGUAGACCACUUAUGCCAGUUGUCAUCGAUGGUUCCGGCAUAGGUAGCUACGAGCAGUCACCGAGAUUCGUCGAAACGUAUGGAGAUGCGCUGGAUCGCUACGAGCACGUAAGCGUUGGCGGCGAGAAUCAACUGAGAGAAGAUCUCGCCGAGGCUAUGUUGGAAACGUCGACCACCCCUCAUCGAUCGACAGGGAGGCGCUUGGUAGUUGAGAGGGUGGGCGGACCGGUAGCUAAAGUGGUCAACCCGUUGGGCACCGUGAUCACGGUGUCCGCGGAGGAGGCGGCUGCGGCGGCGGCGGCGGCAGCGACGACGGCUCUCCUGCAGCAGCAGCGGGCGUCGGCGAGCGGCCUGGAGGCCGCGACGACGAGCAGCGUCGGCAGCCGUGCCAGGAGCGAGAGCGUCUGCGCGGAGGAGGGCAAGUGGUCGGGUCUGGGCGAGGAGGUGGGCGCGGAGGCGGUGCGCGAGCAUACGGAGAUCUGCGCGGAGAUGCGGCCGGCGCGCGAGGUGGCCGCGAUCGACCGCGUGCCGCCCGAGAGCAUCGCCGAGGUGCGCGAGCUGCGCGCGCUCUGCGCGGAGGCCGGGGGCUCGCUGGGCGGCGGUGACCUGCAACGCGGCCUGGAGUCGGCGCGCGAGGUGCGCCCCGAGAGCCCCUCGCCGCUCUGCGCCGAGGCCGGCCUGGUCGACUGUCACGCCUGGAGCUGUCCGCCGACCAGCUCGGACGAGGAGGCGGCGCGCGGACCCGCGCGCGCCCCCUCCUCCUCCGACGACGACCUCGAGCACCUCGUGCUGCUGGGCUGCGCCGAGGGUGACGGGCCCACACCCACGGCCGAUCCCGAGCCCGACGCCGUCGAAGUCCCCCAGUCGGUCACUCCCCCGGCCGGCCGGCGCGACAGCGAGCCCGAACUGCCCGACAUGAUCGAGAUAAUCGACAUCGACGCGAUGCGCCGCGACCUCGGCGAGCCCGAGCCGCCUGCGGACUGUGUUCAGGUGGUGUUGGGCCCGGCCAAGUCCGCUCACGCCAAGGCGCGGCGCCACAAGCCGCGGGCCAAGGCCCAGUCGGCGUCGGCGCCGGUGCCGGCUCGCGCCGAGGCGCCGGCCGCCUGGGGCUCGCUGCUCGAGGCCAACAAGGAGAACCUGGAGGAGCGGCCGGCGCCCGAGGACAAGCGCAGCGACUCGGAGCUGGACAGGGCGAGCCUGGGAGCGGAGCGCUCCAGCUCCUCGGACGAAGCGAGCGCGCUGCUGCUGCUGCUGCCCAUGGACACCGAGGAGGAGAGCAGCGGCAGCAACAACGGCGCCGCCGGGGCCCCCGCGCUCGAGCCCGGCGGUGAGACCCUGCAGGCGCCGGCGCCGCUGCCGCUGCUGCCGAGCCUCGGCGCCGCCGGCAAGAAAGCCAACCGCUCCAAGAAGAAAAAGCGCAGAUGAGUGGAGGAUUGCGUCGACGUACCAGGGGCCAGUCUCGCCCUCUACAUUCUGUUUAUGCAAGUGUCCGGGGUCGACUAGCGCUCGCUGUCCGCGACCGGCUGCUCUCCGGCUCUGCGUCCACUUACUCCGAACACCUCGCCCGCCCCCAGCCGCCCGACAAGCUUACUGUAAAUACACCUAUGGUCGCCCACUCUCACGCGAAUCGCACUCCCGAGUACAUUUGUUUUCGAUGAGUGAAACCUAUCUACUUUAUCUCGUAACAACCAUUAUUGACACUUGUUACUUAUAUAUGACACACGUGCCCGCGCGCGCGCGCACGCACGCACACACACACACACACACACGCACGCACACGCACACACACACACACAAUAGUACAAUCACGAUAUUAACGAUCCGAAUGAUCGAGCAACGUUUUAUACGAUUGGGCCAUUAGAGGUUCACCUCGACGCAGAUAUAUAUGUAACUGUGCGCGUGAGCCACGAAAAAUUUUUCCAUUAACGCUCAUUGUACAGUGUGGAUACGCUAUACAUCUCUUAGCUAACCGAUAACGCAACUCGCGUUUGAAUCUCAUUUUCGUUCGCGCACGCUUGCGUUUCUUUCAGGCUCUCUUUCUGGUUUGAACCGUACGGUAUCUUAUUCGUGAAAAGAGGAUUUUAUUGUUCAAUUUUACCACUUAGAUCUUUUUUUGCAGUAUUCUUAUCCAUCGAUAUAACGAGUGUGGCGAUAUUAUUACCGUAUGACAACAAUAAAAAAUAACGAACUUCGUCCGUUUGUAGCUUCGAUUCGUUAGAGAGGUUUCGAUGAUGCACGUUCAGGAAGAGUUCGAACUGAAGAUAAAGAGUACAAACAGAUUAACAAAAUUAAACAAAUGAAGCGCUUCUAACGAUAAGUUUUUCUUUGUCUUAAGACCACCCCCGCCUGUAAUAUGACUGUGGCACAUAAUAUUCGUAUUGUGUUAGUAAAAUUCACUGCACAUUUUAAAACCGAUAAUUCGAAUGACGAUUUGUUUGAAGAUCUGUGAUGAUUUUACUGUAAAGGGCAAAGAAACAAUUUUUCGCGUUAGUUUCUUGAGUUAUUGACUACGAGCGAAUGCUGAUAUUCAAACAAAGUAAUUAACUUAACGAUAUUACCAGUGAUAGUAAUUAUUUUAUAUUCCAAUGCUCUAUGUGCAAUAUUUUUACCUUUUCUUAUUUGCGUGCGUGUAUUAAUUUGAAAAAAGAAAUAUUAGUUUAAUUUUACAUUUUACACGCGAAGUGCCUGGCAAAUAGAGGUGUGGGCGUAAGCAAUGAGUUUACAAUCAAAAAUAUUUUUUAUUUAUCUUAUUAGUAACAAAUUUAUUUUUAUGAGUAUUCAAUUUUUAAAAUGUUUACAAAAAGCUACCGUACGAUUGACUUUGCAGUUAGUUGUAUUUAAUAUCGGAUAAAAUGUACGAAUACCAUAUGCUCGUAGUCACCUAAUAUUGCAAAAGUGCUAAUGAAUAACGAGUGAUGAUCUUUACGUUGGUGUAAAGGUUAUAUUAAAAUAAAUAAACAAAACUAUGCGUAAUGAUAUAGCAAGCAGAUGUAUUAUUGGCAAACAGUGCGAAUAAGUCGACGUAGGCAUUGCCAUGUUGGAAUGCGUGAGAGUGAAAGUGCGCUUAUCGCGAGAAAAUAAAGUUCAAAAUACUCUCUCAUAGAUCAUACUUAGUAACUACUAUUAAUUAUAAUCGAUCGUGUUUAUUGAAUAAGCGGUCUGUGUUAUAAACGAAAAACGUACGUCAGCAGCAAGCACACGCGUUUUUUGCGUCGAUCAAUCCGUAAUUACAUGGCAUUGGCAAUCGUGGCGUACGGCGACAAAAAAAAAUGAAUCAUGUAUGUAAUUAAAAGUCUUAACAAACGAGUGAUCCAAUCAACUAGGAUUUUAGUGUUAGCAAAAGACAUUGGAAAUAUAUUGUUGGAAGAAAAGAGUCAGAGAAGAUUAAAUUUCUAUGUAAUCGAUCCUCUUGUUCCGAUUCUGUAUUAAAAUACAUAUAGUAUAAAUGAAAAAAAAGGUGUUCACAAUUAAAUUAUUAAAAUGUAAAAAAAAGAAUAGUGUUAGAUAUUCGUAUUGCAAGAUGCAAAGCUGCAUAUUGCGUGCAUGAAUGUAUGGAGUGUGUGCGUGGUGAGUUUGCGCGCGCGCGCACGAAUUGACGUUGAAUAAAAAGAAAUUUGGCAACCGAUCAAAUUAAUUUAGUUAAAAAAUCAACAAUUAAAUUAAAUCAAGAGAGCUUUCUUAUAUCCGAAAAAGAAAAAUUAUACCACAAGUCAGCCAUUAACUCUUAGAGUCACAGCUUUAUGGGGGCAUGGGUAGCACAAAUGUGGAUUCAUAUUUCCGCUUAAAGCAUAAUUUUAAGUAAUUUUAAUUUUGGUUCAAUUACUUUAAUCUAUUAGGUACCGAGAACUGAAUGUAGAAUAUUCAAUCGAUUUGUAUAAUUUAUAGAUCAAAUCUAGUCUUUAUUUAAUUUUGUUGACGUUUUAAAGUAUUGUCCCCUGUAGAGGAUAUUAUGACUCUAAGGGUUAAAAUAGUCGUUCGAAUUAGCAUUGAUAAACAACUGUGAAGCCAAAGCAGAAAUAAAGACAAAAAAUACAUCAAUUGCAUUGAGCAUGAGAGAGAGAGAGAGAGAGAGAGAGAGAGAGAGAGAGAGAGAGAGAGAGAGAGAGAGAGAGAGAGAGAGAGAGAGAGAGAGAGAGCGUGUACUAGGUAGUUGUGCAAAAGUAUUAUCGAAAGAAAAUAAAUAAUAAUGGAACGUC
Messenger RNA from Phymastichus coffea, 6878 nucleotides. Its product is annotated as breast carcinoma-amplified sequence 3 homolog. Gene Ontology annotation, cellular component: cytoplasm. The transcript is spliced from 7 exons. The coding region runs from base 409 to 4107 and encodes 1232 amino acids. NCBI's taxonomy places the organism in Eukaryota, Metazoa, Arthropoda, Insecta, Hymenoptera, Eulophidae. Gene Ontology annotation, biological process: autophagy; response to starvation. Gene Ontology annotation, molecular function: protein binding. The record is from RefSeq and is a predicted model, not a curated record.